Messenger RNA from Sclerotinia borealis F-4128, 327 nucleotides. The record is from the annotation of a GenBank genome assembly. NCBI's taxonomy places the organism in Eukaryota, Fungi, Ascomycota, Leotiomycetes, Helotiales, Sclerotiniaceae.
AUGGCUUCGCGCAUCUUGGGAAUGGGAGUGAGAAACUUGUCGAUGAGUGCGAGGAGGGCGGCGACGGGUCCGGUGGUGGGGGGUAAUUCGAAUGUGUUGCCGGUUAGGAAACCGAUUGGGGCUUUUAGGGGGGGAUUGACCGGAUUCCUACUCGGUUCAACAUUGGCGGGUGCAGGGGUUUACUACUAUAUUCUGGAGGAAUACAAGGUUAGCAAUGAGUUGUUGACGGAGGAUAUUUAUAGUCUGCAAAAUUCGGUACAGAGAGUUCAUACGUAUGUUCAGUCGCUGGAGGAAAAGUUGGCGGAUUUGGAGAAGAAGAAGAAGUAA